AUGGACAAGCAAGCUGCGCAGAGUGCCGUCGUCGCGGACAUGAGGCGAAUGUUGGCAGAGGCCAAAGAGACGCUUCUGGCGGCCCGCGCAAAGAAGGAGGCAAUGAAGAUGGCUGCUAUUCAGAAUGCUAACAUACAUGUCGCCAGUGGAAGUGCAAGUAGUGCAGCUCCUUCAGCCGGCGGUCUUUUCGGCACUGCAUCGCAGCCUCAGACGACACAACCCUCCACGGGAUCAGGUCUCUUCGGUGGUGGCUCUUCGGCCGCACCGAGCACCGGUGGACUCUUUGGCAAUGCUUCUGCACAGCCGGCUCAGGCAGCUGCAGGAACUACAGCGCAAUCGGCUGGGUCAGGUUUAUUCGGCUCGUUGAACACCAAUACCAACACCCAGAAUACCCAGCAACCGACCGGCGGCGGUCUGUUUGGAAACUCCACCGCGAAUACUGCCCAGCCGCAGCAGCAAACAGGAGGUCUAUUUGGAUCUAGCACUGCAAAUAAUAAUCAACCACAACAGCAGACUGGAGGUCUGUUUGGGGCCAGUACCCAGACUGCUCAGCCGGCACAAAACACCUCUGCCUUUGGAUCAUCCAUUCUUGGUGCAGGAAACCAGCAAAACUCCAAUGCAUUUUCCACAUUGGGUGCCCAGUCAACCAACCAACAAACUGUGCCUGGUGUGCGGAUAGACCUUUCCAACGUUCGCGGAACAACACGCUUCAACGACCUUCAGGAGGACUUGCAAAAGAAGAUUGUCUGGCUCGACGACCAGAUCCAGUCGUAUAUGAAUCAAAAGCACGAGCUGGAUGCUUUCAUGCCUGGCCAUGGCGACAUGCUCUCGAACAUUCCCAACGACGUCAAAUUUGUCCAGAUGAAAUAUGAUGGUGUAGAGAGUGCUCUACGUUCUGACGCUGAGGCAAUCGAGUCUGUUCAACUGCUACACCAAAAAGAUGCAGAAAAUGGGAGGUUGUGCUUCCGAGCUUUGGACAACCUCAAGCUUCCCCAGCAAUACCACACGAGCGGACUGUGGUCGUCACGCGCACAGGCAGGGGCUUCUACCAAUACAGAGUCUGACGGUCAGGACAUUGUAAACUUCUUCUCGAAGACGACUAGCGAGAUGGAUGAGCAACUACAGCGCUACGAAAACAAUCUGACCGAGAUUGAACUUCACAUGCACGGCAUCCAGGGCAGUCUGAUCGAACAACUACAGCGCAUGAUGGCCACCAAGAACGGUGGACCAUCCCCAAGCGAUGAGAAGCUUGCUGAGCUUGGUGCUGUCUUGCGCGAUUUCGAACAGAGUAUUCUAGAAGUUGCUCAACAGGUCGGUGGUGCGAGGGAGGGCAUGACUCGCUUGCAGCUUGGUGAUUUCCUCCCGAGCCGUCACCAUCCACGGAGCGGUGUGUAUUGA
Pestalotiopsis fici W106-1 is the source of this 1398-nucleotide messenger RNA. RefSeq lists its product as uncharacterized. Gene Ontology annotation, molecular function: structural constituent of nuclear pore. The transcript has 2 exons. The record is from RefSeq and is a predicted model, not a curated record. Gene Ontology annotation, biological process: nucleocytoplasmic transport. Lineage: Eukaryota; Fungi; Ascomycota; Sordariomycetes; Amphisphaeriales; Sporocadaceae. The coding region runs from base 1 to 1398 and encodes 465 amino acids. Gene Ontology annotation, cellular component: nuclear pore.